UCUUCCGAAACCCAGAGGUCCGCGCUUGAUCUGGCACCACUGCUCUACUUCCCACACUCUUUCGACCCUCGUGGCUCACACACAAGCACCGCCACAACUGUCCACUUUUCUCCCUCAAAAUGCUCGGAGGAGGCCAGCCCAUCAUUGUUCUGAAUCAGAACACCAAGAGGGAGUCCGGAAGGAAGGUCCAGCUACAGAACAUCAAUGCCGGCAAGAUGAUUGCCGACGUCAUCCGCACCUGCCUGGGCCCUCGUUCGAUGCUGAAGAUGCUGAUGGAUCCAAUGGGGGGUGUGGUGAUGACUAACGAUGGUAAUGCUAUUUUGAGGGAGAUUACUGUGCAACACCCUGCCGCUAAGCACAUGAUUGAGAUUGCGCGCACCCAGGAUGAAGAGGUGGGUGACGGGACAAGCAGUGUGGUGAUCCUGGCAGGGGAGAUGCUGGCGGUGGCUGAGCAGUACCUGGAGCAGAACAUGCACCCACUUAUCAUCAUACAGGCGUACAGACAGGCCCUCGACCAUGCUCUGGAGGCCCUUAAAGACACCCUCAGUGUGCCCAUUGACAUCAACGACGACACACAGAUGACAGAGGUGAUCAAAUCCUGCAUUGGUACCAAGUUCUUGGGGCAGUACGGUGACCUGGCCUGCGGUAUGGCCCUCCGAGCCGUGCGCACUGUGGCCACCACUGACGAGUCUGGCCGCAGGGAGAUUGACGUCAAGAAAUGGGCCAGGAUUGAGAAGAUCCCGGGAGGAGCCAUCGAAGAGAGCUGUGUGCUGGACGGGAUCAUGAUAAACAAGGAUGUGACCCACGCAAAGAUGAGUAGGAAAGUAGAGAACCCUCGUAUCAUUCUCCUUGACUGCCCGCUGGAGUACAAGAAGGGCGAGAGUCAGACGUCGGUGGAAAUGACUGCCGAGACCGACUUUACGAGGCUCCUACAAAUCGAAGAGGAGCACGUUAAGGAACUCUGCGCUGACAUCCUGGCCCUGCGACCCGACGUGGUGAUCACAGAGAAAGGCGUAAGUGACCUGGCCCAGCACUACCUGGUAAAAGCUGGCGUGACCUGCCUCCGUCGGGUCAAGAAGAGCGACAACAACAGGCUGGCAAGGGCUUGUGGGGCAACCAUCUGUAAUCGCACUGAGGAGCUGAAGGAGUCCGAUGUUGGCACGCAGGCUGGUCUUUUCGAAGUUAAGAAGAUUGGUGAUGAGUAUUUUACAUUCAUCACCAAGUGCCAGGACCCCAAGGCGUGCACGGUGCUGCUCAGGGGACCCAGCAAGGAUAUCCUGAAUGAGGUGGAGAGGAACCUUCAAGACGCCCUUGGAGUGGCCCGGAACUUGGCCCUGGAACCCCGUCUGGUCCCUGGGGGUGGCGCGGUGGACAUGGCAGUCUCCAACUUCCUGCAGCAGAAGGCCAAGGGGGUGUCAGGGGUGAGGCAGUGGCCCUAUUCUGCUCUUGCCCAGGCCCUUGAGGUCAUCCCACGCACUCUAGCUCAGAACUGUGGAGCUAACAUCAUCAGGGUUCUCACUGCCCUGCGCGCCAAACAUGCAUCCGGGGCCACCAGCUGGGGGGUGGAUGGGGAGAUGGGGGAAUUGGCUGACAUGAACAAACUCAAGAUCUGGGAGCCGCUUGCUGUGAAGGAACAGGUAUACAAGACUGCUGUGGAGACGGCCGUGCUGCUGCUGCGCAUUGAUGACAUUGUGUCUGGCUCCAAGAAGGCCAAGGACGGAGGCGAGGGGGCGCGGCUCCCCCUAACAUGGGAGGCAUGGAAUAAGAGGGGAAACUUACCUAAAAAUAUCGUACAUUAAAGGAAAAAAAACCGUACAUUGAUCCUUACAUACAUACAUACAUACACACAUACAGACACGUUCAUGCACUUUUAUUAUUAUUAUUAUUAUUUUUCUAUAAUUUUUUUUAAGUAUUUCAUCUUAUUAUUAUUAUUAUUAUUUUUCAUUAUUUAUUUUUUUCUUAAUAUGUCAGAUUCUCAUAAGUGUUUGUUUCUUUAUACUAAUUAUUAUUGUAACGCUUGCCUAAUCAGUAAUAAAUAAAAAAAAAGUUAAAAUAUUUGAAAUCC
Messenger RNA from Scylla paramamosain (green mud crab), 2065 nucleotides. RefSeq names its product T-complex protein 1 subunit gamma-like (gene CCT3). Gene Ontology annotation, cellular component: chaperonin-containing T-complex. The coding region runs from base 120 to 1799 and encodes 559 amino acids. Gene Ontology annotation, molecular function: ATP-dependent protein folding chaperone; ATP hydrolysis activity; ATP binding. Gene Ontology annotation, biological process: protein folding. The transcript is spliced from 11 exons. The record is from RefSeq and is a predicted model, not a curated record. Lineage: Eukaryota; Metazoa; Arthropoda; Malacostraca; Decapoda; Portunidae.